Molecule: messenger RNA, 1227 nt
Organism: Cadophora gregata
Lineage: Eukaryota; Fungi; Ascomycota; Leotiomycetes; Helotiales; Ploettnerulaceae
Exons: 1
Coding region: 1-1227 (408 amino acids)
Source: RefSeq, a predicted model, not a curated record
AUGCUGCCGGCAGACGUCGGAUACGACCGAUUAGAGGUUCAUAUGAAACAACCGACUUCAUUAAAUGAACUUCAACACCGUAUGUUCCGAGAUUUCGCUUACCAGUGGCGGUUUUUUAUCGAUGACCGAACUAUCUGGGGUACAUCAUCAUCACUGCUGUUCCGGCAACUCUGCAUCGCACUCUUACGUCUCGCGGCUUGGGACUUGGAAGUAUCCCCUAAAGGCAAUAUUGCUGCGGCAAGACUACCUCUGGGAGCCGAGACAUUUCCGGAUUGGGAUGCUCCCCUUACGAAUAUUUACUGGUUUCACGGGUAUCUUGUGGUCCUUUGCGAAGGUCUCAAAAUGCCUUCAACCAUAUCAGCCGCUGUUUCGACCGCGGAGGAGUUCUUAAACAAGUCGGUGGGACAGAGGAAUACAAGCUGUGGAGUGCCAUGCAUAUUGAUAUCAGUAGCUGAGAUCGCUUUCGCCCAUGUUUCUACUGGACGGACUCGGUGCUCUACAGUAUUUCCCCUGGUAUCUAAUUCAGUUGCAACGCAGUGUACAUCAGGCUUUCGGAUCCUAACGCAAUUUCUGUCCUCCCCCGAUAUGAAGUGGGGUGGAAGGAAUCUAGUUGCGCGAGAAAAUUCCAGCAUUACUCUACCCCCAGAAGUGUUUGGAAUGGUUCUCGAGAAAUUGGAUCCAUUCGAUGUUGUUUCAUUUGCUCAAGCCUCGUUCGCUGCUGAAUCCUGGUAUUACUCCUCCCUUCCACAGCUUUCAUAUAUGACCAUCCAACAACUCGAAGUCUCAAUUCCUUGUUGUGGUAGAAAGGACGGUGAUGGUGGAGAUGGGUUGUGGUGCUCCGAUUGCUAUGCCUGGCAACACUCAGCCUGUGUAAGCUCAGGUGAAAAUCACGCGUGUAUCUCUGACAAGCGCUACAUAUGCAGUCAUUGCCGUACCUCGGGGGCGAAUUCUGGCACCCAGUCAUUAUUGCCAGGUGCAAUUGGACGUGCCAAUCGUCGUAUUGAUCCACGAUAUGGAUGUCGCGUCGUGAUCAACAAUCGGGACAAAAUUCUGCAGCUGAGAGUUACAUCUCCAGCGGUCAUGCGGCCUGAGUUACGGCUCAGGGAUCGUGAUCUUACCUCGACGCCUCCCAACCAGAUAGAUUAUGUUGUAAUUUUUGGUGGGUCAUGGAGUGGUCUGGCUUAUGGACUGGACAACUUGCCAGUUGAGAGGAGGCAUGACUCAUGA